Peniophora sp. CBMAI 1063 is the source of this 573-nucleotide messenger RNA. The record is from the annotation of a GenBank genome assembly. NCBI's taxonomy places the organism in Eukaryota, Fungi, Basidiomycota, Agaricomycetes, Russulales, Peniophoraceae.
AUGUUUCGGCUCGGCAGCGUCCUCAACGUCCAACACAGCGGGCUUUGGACGGUCAAGCCCCAAUAUGACGUCAAUCAGGCGAACCAACUGAACCCACAUUUCAUCGGUCUUCGCGACCGGGCACAACGGGAAGGUGACGCGAUGGCGCGUGCAUUCAAUGCGAGCCAAGUAGCGUACCGGUCUGGCCAAGGGGCACGCGCUAAAGAACUAUCUGAAGAAGGCAAUACCCAUAAGGCUGAAAUGGAGCGCUUGAACCGCGAGGCUAGCCUGUGGAUCUUCCGUGAAAACAAUAGAAAUAGUCAAUCAGGCGAUAUUGACCUUCACGGUCUAUAUGUCAAGGAAGCCGUCAAGUUCGCGGAGAGGGCUAUCAUCAAGGCACAGAGAAAAGGACACUCUGAAAUCCAGUUCAUCGUAGGCAAAGGCUUGCGCUCUCCGAGCGCACAGGUGACGAUCAGGUCGGCCAUUGAGGAUCUUAUUAGCAACUACUACAGAUUUGAUGCCGCCUAUCACCCUGAUAACGCUGGUGUUCUCGUCGUGCGCUUGAAGCCUGACGGUGCCCUCGGAUGCACAUAA